Molecule: messenger RNA, 630 nt
Organism: Rhodotorula toruloides NP11
Lineage: Eukaryota; Fungi; Basidiomycota; Microbotryomycetes; Sporidiobolales; Sporidiobolaceae
Product: 60S ribosomal protein l6
Exons: 3
Coding region: 1-630 (209 amino acids)
Biological process (GO): ribosomal large subunit assembly; cytoplasmic translation
Cellular component (GO): cytosolic large ribosomal subunit; ribosome
Molecular function (GO): structural constituent of ribosome; RNA binding
Source: RefSeq, a predicted model, not a curated record
AUGGCCCGCAACUCGGACGUCGCCCCCUACAUCGGCAAGCUCUCCCGUAGCAAGCUCUUUUCUAAGAAGGGCCUCUACAAGCGUGAGCGCAAGUCCGCCCCUGCUGCUCAGGCCACCGAGGAGCAGAAGGAGCAGGGCUACUACCCCGCCGACGACGUCCGCAAGGCCAAGGCCUCGCGCAAGUCGGUCAAGCCCACCAAGAUCCGCGAGUCGAUCACCAAGGGCACCGUCCUCAUCCUCCUCGCUGGUCGCUUCCGUGGCAAGCGUGUCGUCUGCCUUGGAAGCCUCCCCUCCGGUCUCCUCCUUGUCACCGGCCCUUUCAAGGUGAAUGGUGUACCUCUCCGCCGCGUCAACCAGGCCUACUGCAUCGCCACUUCGACCAAGGUUGACGCGAAGUUCAACGACGCCUACUUCUCGAAGGACAAGAAGUCGUCGACCAAGGCGACCGAGAAGGAGUUCUUCGGCGAGAACAAGGAGAAGAAGGAGUUCCCUGCCGACAAGGCCGCCGACCAGAAGUCGGUCGACAAGGCCGUCCUCGCGGCCGUCAAGCAGACUCCCCACCUCGCCCAGUACCUCAACGCCACCUUCGGCCUCUCGCGCGGCCAGUUCCCCCACCUCAUCAAGUACUAA